Gadus macrocephalus (Pacific cod) is the source of this 4174-nucleotide messenger RNA. RefSeq names its product zinc finger, RAN-binding domain containing 3 (gene zranb3). Bases 350 to 3862 code for a protein of 1170 amino acids. Gene Ontology annotation, molecular function: endonuclease activity; ATP binding; ATP-dependent chromatin remodeler activity. Gene Ontology annotation, biological process: DNA repair; replication fork processing. Lineage: Eukaryota; Metazoa; Chordata; Actinopteri; Gadiformes; Gadidae. Gene Ontology annotation, cellular component: nuclear replication fork. The transcript has 22 exons. The record is from RefSeq and is a predicted model, not a curated record.
GCGGACAGGUACUGCUCCUUCGCGUGCUCUGCGCUGUUUACGUACGAUGCCGUUCGGACGUUUAUAACGAAAACGACCAAACGAACAACAGUGUCGUUGUCGUAUCGCCUUUGGCCGUCGCGGUGGUUGCGUUGAUAAGUUACGAGGCUGUUUGCUCCGUGAACAGCACCAGCUACACAGUGGUCUGUCUGCGUGGGGACGGGUUUGAUGGUAACGGGACGUUUCACACACACCAGGGUGACCUACGGCGUGUAAAGGUGUUUCUGUUCACGCUGCUCUCGUUGAAACUAUCCUGGUAGGAAACCACAACAACAACAACAACCAUACGAGAGCCAGCCUCACGUGCACCAUGGGUGACUCCCAGGACAGUGACGAAGACCUUCUCUCACUCCCCGAUCCCGUGGUGUCCCCUCCUCGCACUCAAUGGUCAGUGCAGCUGUCCACCCUCCCACCCAAACUCCUGCACAGCCUAAUGUCCUUCCAGAAGGAAGGUGUGGAAUUCGCCUUGUCAAGGAAUGGAAGAUGUAUGAUCGCAGAUGAGAUGGGUCUGGGCAAGACCAUCCAGGCCAUCGCGGCGGCCUACGCCUACCGCGCGGAGUGGCCCCUGCUGGUGGUGGUGCCCUCGUCGCUGCGUUACCCCUGGGUGGAGGAGCUGGAGCGCUGGCUGCCAGAGCUGCAGCCCGGAGACAUCAACCUGGUGGAGAGCCGGAGCCACACCGCGGGCUUUGUCAGCAGCAAGGUGACGGUGCUGGGCUACGGCCUGCUCACCAGCGACGCCCGGCCCCUCCUGGAGGCCUUAGGUCGGCAACGCUUCUCCGUGGUGGUGGUGGACGAGUCGCACUACAUGAAGACCCGCAACGCCGCCCGCACCAAGAUCCUGGCGCCCAUCGUGCAGAGCGCCAAGCGAGCCUUCCUGCUCACAGGCACGCCCGCGCUGGGCCGCCCCGAAGAGCUUUUUAUGCAGAUCGAUGCACUGUACCCGAAGAUGUUUGGAACUUGGACAGAGUAUGCUAAGAAAUACUGCAACGCACACUACAGGUACUUUGGCAGGCAGCGACAGUGGGACUCCCGGGGCUCCUCCAACCUGGAGGAUCUUCACCAGCGCCUCAACCAGAUCAUGAUCCGCCGCCUGAAGGCCCAGGUGCUCACCCAGCUGCCCCCCAAGGUGCGCCAGCGGAUCCCCUUCGACCUGCCCAAGGAUGCCGCCAAGGAGGCGUCGUCCUGCCUGGAGGCCUGGGAGAGGAUGAUGCAGGGCAUGAGGUCGGGGUCCACCGCCUCGGAGAACCCCUCCUCCGAGGUCAUGUCCCUGGUGACGCGCAUGUACAAGCAGACCGCCAUCGCCAAGGCAGGGGCUGUGAAGGACUACAUCAAGAUGAUGCUGGAGACGGAGCAGAUAAAGUUCCUGGUGUUCGCCCACCACCUCACCAUGCUGCAGGCCUGCACCGAAGCCGUCAUCGAGGCCAAGGUGGGCUACAUCCGCAUCGACGGCAGUGUCCCGUCCUCCGAGCGGGCCCAGCUGGUGCGCAAGUUCCAGACGGACCCGGCCAUACGUGUGGCAGUGCUGAGCAUACAGGCGGCUGGACAGGGCCUGACCUUCACAGCGGCGAGCCACGUGGUGUUUGCCGAGCUCUACUGGAACCCCGGGCAGGUGAAGCAGGCGGAGGACCGGGCGCACCGCAUCGGCCAGACCUCCUGCGUGCACGUGCACUACCUCAUCGCCAAGGGGUCCUUCGAUACCGUCAUGUGGGCCAUGCUCAACCGCAAGGAAACGGUGACGGGCAGCACGCUGAACGGCAGGAAGGAGUACCUGACUGCGGAGGAGGGGGACAAGACCAAGUGGGAUUUCCUCAACUUCGCCUCGGCGUGGACGCCCAGCGAGAUGGUGCUGCCCUUGCCCGAGAGGAAGGGGGGGACGCGAGAGGGGGACAACCAGGACGGGCUGUUCUUCACACACUUUGAGAAGAACAAGCAGCACGACAUUCGUUCCUUCUUCUCCCCCGGAGCCACUGGAGAGAGGAAGAGGAAGAGGACCCUGGAGCAGCAUGAAGAGGAGGAGGGCAGGAGGGAGGAACCGGUCGCCAUGGAGAUGGGUCCAGCCGAAGAGGGAGAUCACGACAUUGCCGACGCGGAUGCCAUGGAAACAGACUUCUCCCCACAGGUCCAGCGGCUCAGGACGCCGCGGCCUAGCAGGAACCCCGCCGCCUCCACGUCCUCUUUGUCAUCACGGAAACGACUGGCCCGGGGGAGGCGUCUGUCACUGAGGGGCGGGGCCUCGGCCUUGGUGCCACGCAAGCUGUCUGAGGUGCAAGCGGUGGCCGCAGCCCCCAGGGAGAGGUGGGCCUGUGUUGCCUGCACUUACUCCAACAGCGGCCUGCUGGCCUACUGCGAAAUGUGUGCGACGAAGCGACCUGAACCCGAGGAGCCUCCGGGCCGCCCGCUGCCCCCCAAGGAGGACCCUGUGCGUCCCGCCAUCAUGGUCAUUGCCUCCGGUUCGGAGAGCGAGGGUGAGAGCCCGGUCCCACGGGGACCCGGGGCCCAGCCCCCCAGCCCCCCCCUGGUCCCCCAAGACAAACACCCCGCUCCGGUAACGCUGCCCGGAGACGGCCAGAGAAGUGAGGAUGGGGAUGAUGGGGAUGGUGCGGCACGACACUCCAUCACCACUGAUCAAACAGAAGGACCCGUGGAGGCCCAGAGUGGGACCCAGCCGGAGGCUGAAGAGGACAAUGGGGAUGAUGGUGUCAGCUCCUCUCUGCUGCUCUACCCGGCCCUGCAGUUCUGCGCCAGCCGCAACACGGACCGGGUCUUUCUCUACGACAAGGAUGGCACUCCACUGAACUGUAACUUUGUUCCUCUGGACAUCCAGCUGGAGAACUGGGAAGACCUCCCAGAAGCCAUCAGCAAGAGACGGGAGAACCGCAUCCAGGUGGUGUGUUUUGUGAGGGACUGGAUCUCUCUGUCUGCGAUGAAGCAGCGUCUGCUGCGCCGCGGGGGCCCGCUGUGUCGAACACCGGCCCUCGGCCUGGAGGCCCUGGCCGCCGCGCAGAGACCCCACUCCAGCACCAAGAGGUACGUGGGCCGGGAGGACGUGGCCCAGGCCUCGCUUGCCAAGGCCCAGCAGGAGGGCGGCAGCACCCGGCUGGUCUCCAAGGACAGCUUCUUCAACAAGAGGAGGUCCGCCUCCUCACUGUCGCCCCCCGCUAGCAAGAGGCAGAAGGAAAAGGAGCCCCCCAAGGAAAGUGUACCGGGGGCCCCUCAAACCGAGGCCUCCGCCGAGUCCCCCGGCCCCUCAUCGCCCCCCUCCUCGUCGGACCCCCCUGGGUACCUGCAGGCCCUUGAUGGACAGGGGGUCCCGCUCUGCCUCCACUGCCAGGAGCCAUGCCCGGCCUCCCCGGAUGACUCCAGCACAGCCACCUGGGACAGCCGCUUCUGUAGCCACAGGUGCCAGGAGGAGCUGCGUCUGCGCUCCAGCCAACCCCACAUGCGCGCCCGUGUCCUUGAGGCGGAGGGCGGGGCGUGCCAGCAGUGCGGGCUGGCCGCCCAUCAGCUCUACCUGAGGGUCCGCGACGCGCCCCCCGCCCAACGUAAGGACCUCCUGGAGAGCACCUGGCUGGCCCAGCUGCCCCUCAAACAGCUGAACGAGAUCAUCCGGGCCCCGGUGGAGGGGGACUUCUGGCAGGUGGACCAUAUCCAGCCGGUCUACAGCGGGGGGGGGCAGUGUUCUCUGGACAACCUGCAGACCCUCUGCACCGUGUGCCACAGAAUGAGAACAUCGCAGCAGUGCAAGGAGCGCAGCCGGGCCAAGAAGGACCAGGCCGCCUGUAAGGUGGCCUCCAGCAUCACCCGCUUCUUCAGCAAGAAGUAGCAUUACGCCGUCUGCAAACAACCAUCACACUGACCUACAGACGACCCAUGGACGUCCUGCACACCAAACGAACCAACCGGGGAGGAUCGACAACUACAUCAGAUGUCAGGUUUACUAUCGGUUCAAAACACAAAGGAGACAACAACAACGAGACGGAGAAGAGAGAUGACUUGAAGAUUUGAAGGAUGACUUUGUUUGAGGAUUAUUGUUGUCAUUCACUUUACUUAUUACUUUCCCAACAAUUAUGACGUGAUAAUGUUUUCUCCGUAUCGACCAGAAUAAAGAGUAGUGUUGGACUUUUCUGUUUAAAAA